Molecule: messenger RNA, 7559 nt
Organism: Dendronephthya gigantea
Lineage: Eukaryota; Metazoa; Cnidaria; Anthozoa; Malacalcyonacea; Nephtheidae
Product: myoferlin-like
Exons: 61
Coding region: 1211-7210 (1999 amino acids)
Biological process (GO): membrane fusion; plasma membrane organization
Cellular component (GO): membrane
Source: RefSeq, a predicted model, not a curated record
CUGGCGUGACCCUGAGCGUGAGGGUAGUACUAGUUCUGACGACGGAUCAUCAGAAUCCCACUUCCCCAUCAGAAAAAGACCUAAGCGUAAAGGAAGUGAUAAACCUAAGAGCAGUCAAGGUGAAAGCUCUUUGUAUUGCACUGACUAGAGCCCAUAGAGCACGACGGAUUUGGUGAUCCCGACAUCAGAAACAUCCUCCCAAAUUUUCCACCUUGUCGUUCUGCCUGGAUCCAUUUUGAUCACGCUUUCACCAGAAGCAUGAACUGUGAGAUUGAGUUUUUUCGACUGUUUCUCAGAAAGGAAAUCCUCUAGAAGGUGGUUGAACAUACAAAUACCAGAUAUGCCUACAUCAAAGUGGCCCAGAAACCAUCCUCGUACACUAAUGAAUAAAGGAGCCUGGACGCCCACCAAGCUUGACGAAAUUGAGAGGUUGAUUGCAUUUAUGGUGUACGCGGGUUUGGUAAAGGUCGACAGUUUCGUUGAAAAUUACUGGAGUGUAAAGACCCUAUACCACGGUCUUUGGGCAAGGACGAUAAUUUCAAGGUGUAGGUAUAAGUCUGUUAUGGCAUUUCUAGACGUGGUGGACCCUGCCACUGAAGACCGCAGCAAUAAGCUGCAUAUACGGUGGAGUCUUUUGUUGCAUUUUUAGAGAACGAUGUCAACAAUUGUACCAGCCGUCACAGAAUAUUGCUGUUGACGAACGCAUUGUCAAAUCGAGGAAUCGGUCAGGAAUCAAGCAGUUAAUGAAAAACAAGCCUACAAAAUGGGGAAUAAAGCUGUGGGUUGAUGUGGAUUCUAUAUAUACAGGGAAGAAGUCCAGAGAUUCGGCACAGCAUGUGCUGGGAUAUGAUGUGGUGAUUCGACUGAUAGAUAAGAAUUUUAAUCAGGGUUACCAUGUAUACUUCGAUAACUUUUAUACUUCACACAAAUUAGUCAGGGACUUAUUCUUGCAUGGUACCCCUUGUACCGGAACGGUCAAGGUAACUAGGGCAGGUUUUCCCCGGUGUCUGAAAAACGUAAAGGACUGGGCAAAAACUGAACGAAUCCUGACAUGACAAGCGUGGCUGAAAUGAAGGCAUUUAUUUUCGCAGUGACCUAUCAGUUUUGAGCUGUUUGGAAUUACCAUGACCACGAAUUUUCCGCCAGAUUUAGUAGAAAAGAGAAAACGGACGAUCCGGGUACUCCAAGUUCUGUUGACGGUGAUGAAGCAAUGUUGUGCACAAAAUGGGAAAAGCCAUUAAAGAUCUCUCUUGGCAAAGAAGAGCUUCAGCGUGGAGAUGUCAUCAAGGUUAAGAUCUACCAACAAACAGGAAGAUGGUCGCGUGACAGUCUCCUUGGAAAAGCUGAGCUUCCAGUAGAAGAUUUGAUCAACAAAAAAAGGACGAAAAUACCUUAUAAAGUGAAUCUGCGCGAUGGAGACAACCAUCCAACAGAGGCUAUAUGCAAGUGCACUAUGGAGAAUAUCUGUCCUGGAGCAGUUGUGAAAGACGAUACCAACCAGAUCAGCGCAACAGUUGAAACAAGCAAUGUGGUAUACGGCGAACAGCCUUUACCUCAGGCUACAGGGCGAUCCCAAUUUGCUGCAAUGGGAAUCCAUAGAAAAAUUUCUUUUCCUGAAAAACAACGCGAUUUUCAGAUCCGUAUAAAAGUCGACGAAGGACGCCAUAUAUUCGGGCGCGACAUUAAUCCUGUAGUAAGAGUUACAGUGGGUGGCGUAAAGAAACAAACAAAAGUUAAACACACAACCAACCAGCCCUAUUACAAUCAGACGUUUUCGUUCAACUUUCACACCAAUUUCCAUGAAUUAUUCGAACAAAGCAUCAGAUUUGAGGUGUUUGACUCACGACGUCUUCGCAGUAAAUCUUUGAUCGGUUAUUACAAGUGCGAUGUUCGUGAAGUGUACAAUUUUGAGGGUCAUAUUGUUCUCCGGAAAUGGAUUGUAUUGGCUGAACCACGAGAAAAUGAAAGAAUUAUGCAGGGAGAUAGCGUGAUGAAAAAGAACGUACAGCCACAAGGAACCGAUGGACAUGCAGUUGGUUUCCUCAAGGUUUCAAUGUGUGUUCUGGAAGCUGGCAUGUCUGCACCGAGUCUGGAAAAUCUACAAGGUUCACCAGAUCAGGACGACAUCGAAAGUAACCUGUUGCAAUUUCCCGGAGUUUCAUUAUCCCCUGCAGUUUUUACGUUGAAAGUUUACAAAGCAGUCGACAUACCGCAGAUGGAUCAUGAGAAUUUAUUGAACCGUCUCAGAAGAAAGAAGAAAGAUUGUGCCGAUCCUUACUGCAUUUUCAGCUUUGCAGGAAUGCAGGCAAAAAGUAGUAUCAAGUAUGAUUCCAGAAGUCCACUCUUUAACGAACAAUUAAAUAUUUCUUUCAAAUAUCCCUCCGUUUGUGAUAAACUGAAAAUCCAACUUCUGGACAGUGAUGUUGGGACCGCGGAUGAUUAUAUCGGCACCAUCUACUUGCCUGUAUCACAUAUAUCAGGAAUGGAAGGGAAUGAAUUUUUGCCAACUUUUGGACCAUGUUUUGUUAAUAUGUAUGGCUCGCCGAGGGAAUACUCAGAUUGGCCAAACAAACACGAAGACUUGGAUAAAGGCAUUGGCGAAGGUGCUGCAUAUCGUGGUCGGGUUUUGGUGGAAUUACAAACUAAACUAGACGUCAGCAAUGGUCUCAAAGUCGAACCAAUUAGUAGUUUCGACAUGGUUCGUGCCCGGCCUUAUAUGGGAACAAAGAAAUUCCGUCUCCUUGCUGUAUUUCUCGAGGCGACAAUGUUGGCGGUGGAGGACUCUCAAGUGGAGUUUGAAAUGAGCAUUGGCAAUUACGGAAACAAAUUGGACGACUCGGUGAGUCCACGUCCAUCAAGCACUACACCUACUAAUCCAGUGUUCGACGGAGGAAAGUACUAUUAUCUACCAUGGGGAAAUUCAAAACCUUACGUCAGGAUUGACUGUGAGUGGGAAGAUGUCUGUUUCCGUCUGGGUGCAUUGAACAAAUUACUAAGAAUGGCCAGGAAAUUGGAACAGCGAAUCAACGAGCUGAAAUCAUGUGCAAGCACACAAGAGAAAGAACAGAAAAUUUUAGAGACAGUUGACGCUCUUAUUGAUGACUGCGGAUCCUUGCCAAAACUUGAUCCAGAAAAGUCUAAAUUGACCAGACUAGAUCAACAGAUGUUUGAGAAAAGAAAGGCUGUCCUGGACUCGGUCGAGGCAGAGUGUGAAAAGUUGAAAACGAACCUCGACGAAUCAUGUCCAAUUGAAAUCCUUGAAAGUUUACUAAAGAGAAUUCAACUGAUUGCAGUCGAGCCCCAGAACAGCAUACCCGACAUUAUAAUUUGGAUGAUAAAAGCAGAAAGAGAGCGUGUCGCGUAUUGUCGCAUCCCGGCCAACGAACUGCUGUUCCGUGAAGAUGAAAGCGAACGUGGAGAGAAAUGCGGGAAGACAAUUGACGUUAAUCUAAAGUUUCCGGGCAACGAAAAGAGCAAUCACAAAUCAAAUUUUGCCGCAAUACUACGACUUAUGAUAUGGUUUGGCCGCGAGGUGCAUCAGGUAGAAUGGAAAGAGCUGGAGAAAACUGGCGGUCAACUGUCGUUGUUUGCAGAAACGUAUGAAAAUCAGACCUGUUAUGGGCUAAAAUGGAGCAGCAGCAACCUAAGUCGUCCUGCAUUUUCCAAUUCAAACGGAACGCUUUCCUUACCCAAAGAAAGGUUUACGGCGCCUGAAGGAUGGCAAUUUAAAGGCGACUGGGAAACUUAUUCCGAGUUAAGCACUCAAUUCAAGGAUAGUGGUUGCAAAACAUUCGUUGAAGACGUGUUCGAAAACGAAUAUCGAUAUGUUCCCGGGGGUGUGUGGCAGGAAAACACUUCCAAAAAAUGGACGGAUAGAUUCGGAAACCUGAAAUUGGAUAACCACAAGGACCCAAUAAAAGACAAAGAUCAGAUUCAGCCCAAAAAGGGAUGGAAAUGGGUGCAGAGAAAAUGGAUGACUGAUGAGGAUCGCGCUGUCGACAGCAAUGGUUGGGAAUACACAGUUGAUGCUUCGUACGGAUCUACGGAUUACGAGGCCACGGAGAAAAAAUUUCAUUUUUGUCGGCGUAAACGAUGGAUAAGGGAACGUGUCGUUAUUGAUUCUGCGGAAGACAGAAGAGAAUUAAAGCCUGUAAACCAAGAUGGAUGGGAAUAUGCAUUGACGUUUAAAUCGAGGUUUCACGCACAAGAAAAGCCGCUUUACAUCGUCCGUAGAAAACGGCUUCGUAAAAUGUUGAUUAAAGAAAAAUCAACAUCCGCAGGGAAAUCCGCAGCAGAUCCAGUUUUUAUAUUGGAGAAUAAGGCCAAAGAAAAGGAUGGAGAGCCUGUGCUUGUAGCUCCAAGUAUUUUCUUGUCCUUUAAAGAUCCACUUAUUUGUCAGCUACGAGCAUACAUUUUCCAAGGAAGGAAUCUUUUGCCUUCGGAUCCUGACGGAUUAGCAGAUCCAUUUGUGCGUUUAUCGUUUGGCAUUCGCAGUGCAAAGUCGAAGAAAAUAAAAAAGAAACUAAAUCCGACCUGGAAUCAAAUGUUGGUUUUGGAAAGCGUUCCGAUAUAUGGUCACCCAGAACAGAUUAUCGAGAAUCCGCCCGAUGUUGUACUGGAACUUUUUGAUUGGGAUCCUGUCGGCAAAAAUGAAUUUCUUGGUCGAGUUCAAGUGGAACCAAAAGUUCUUCAAGAUGAUUCGGAAGAAAAGACACAAUUAUCUUGGCUUGGUGUGUACAAGGGCUCGAGCAAAUGUGGAGAUGUUCUAGCCGGAUUCGAACUUUAUUUAGAUGAAAAACAUUUAGCACCACUCCCAGUUCCGGACGACAGUGGACUGUUUUCAAUCCCUGAUGGUAUUAAACCGGAAACUGAAAGAAAAGCAGUUGAGGUUUUAUGCUGGGGAUUGAGAAAUUUGCGACGUUUUCGCUGGAUGAAAGUGAAAUCGCCGAGGAUAGAGAUCGAAAUUUGUAACAAAAUUGAGAAAAAAUCUGUUUCGAAUGAUUGCAACUACAACUUCGAAGGCGAUCGUGUGCUGUGUUUCGACGUGAAUCUUCCCAAUGACGCCAUUUACUUGCCGGCUAUCACGAUUCAGUUGAAAUCUGGUAGUCACCAGUCCCCAAUUGGUAUAUGCGUGGUAAAAAAUCUUCACGAGUUUCAAAGGAAAAGAGACGAACAACCUUUGUCCAUGCUUUUUGAUGAAGAGAAUCCGUCUGAACCUACAAACCUUAGUAGUAGCCCUUCUGAUGAAGACGGUACUAUAAGUAUCACUGUAGACAGUGGAUCCGAUAGCAAUGGAGAAGCAAGGAAAAAAGCUAAGGCGUCGAAAAAAAAAGAAAAGAAAUGUGAUGAUAUGGCUUGGUGGUCAAAAUAUGAUGCCGCCAAAACCGGAGAGGAAAACCAAUUGACGAUAUAUCCGAAUACUUUAGAAGAAGAAUACGACUACUUUCAAGACCACAUUAAGACGUUCUAUUUUCGAAGAGGAAAAAUGCAAUCUGCUGAUGAAGACGACGAGGACAGCAUUGUUGGUGAAUUUAAAGGAGCUUUGGCAAUUUAUAACCUACCAGACGACUACCAUGAGAAGUCGUUACGUCCACGAAUAUUUAAAGAACAGAAGCUGCAGCAAAUGUUCCCUACUCGCUGUAUUGUGCGGGUCUACGUCGUGAAGGCCUAUGAUCUAAAGCCAAAGGAUUCUGAUGGCCUGUCUGACCCGUAUCUUGUUGUGUCUCUUGGAAACGAAACUUUUAAUAAUAAAAACAGUCAUCUGGAGGACACGUUAGAAGCAGAAUUCGGAAAAGUGUUCGAGUUUGAUACCAUAAUUCCCGAUGCGAAAGACUUAAAGAUCAAGGUCUUUGACUACGACAUUGAUAACGACGAUCUAAUUGGUGAAACAGUGGUGGACCUUGAAAACAGGUUGUUAACGAAACGUCACGCCAUAGCUGGACUUCCUCCAACAUAUAACAUAUCCGGUCCCAACAAGUGGCGUCUUGGGAGCAAAUACACACCGUCGGUAAUUUUAAAGAACUACUGUGACGAUUUUGGUAUUACGCAUCGUUUUUCCAACAGCGAUAAUAGUAUACUAACGCUCAGUUGUGGCAGGGAGGAGCGUUACUUCAAACUCGACCAGUUUGAGAACUCAAAAACAGAUCUAACACAUGCUGGGGAGAACAUGGAACGUCUAUCUUUGCAUGUGUUGAAUUCUUUGAAGGAGAACUAUAGCAUGGUUCCAGAACAUAUUGAAACGCGGGAUUUGACAAACGACCUUUUCCCAGGAUUUUCACAGGGAAAACUGGAGAUGUUUGUUCAUAUCUUUCCGGAAAGGUAUGGAAGACCAGGUCCACCGAUUGACAUAUCACCGCCCAAACCAAAACGAUAUGAGCUUCGAGUCAUUGUAUGGAACACAAAUGACGUUCAACUCCAGGAGACAAAUAUUUAUGGCGACGAAAUGAGUGAUAUAUUCGUAAAAUGCCGAAUGACGGGUAUUGAAGAUGUUCAGAAAACAGAUACCCACUUUAGAUCGCUAAAUGGAGAUGGAAUGUUUAACUACCGCAUGGUUUUUCCCUUUGAAUAUUCAGAAACUAAACGCAAAGUUAUUGUAAUGAAAAAGGCACAUUUCCUAAGUCGUCGUAAAUAUGCCGAAGAAGUACAGCCAUUGUUGAUCAUAGAAAUAUGGGACAAUGAUCUGUUGAGUUUCGACGAUUUUAUCGGCGAUGUGAAACUUGACUUGCAAAACUUACCCAAACCAUAUCGAAAUGCAAAGGAUAUCACUGACUGGCCAUUAUCAGAGAAAACAAAUUCGUUAUUUGACAAAAGAAGGGUGAAAGGAUGGUGGCCUGUUGCUGGAAAGCCGAAAGAAAAUGGGAGAGAGAAAAAAAAAGGAAAAGAUAAAGAAAAAGCGAAAUCCAAUCAACUGGUUCUAACGGGAAAAAUCGAGUUAACCCUCGAGUUGCUUGAAGAGGAGGAUGCCAAAGCAUCACCAGUCGGCAAAGGGCAGUCUGAACCAAAUCGGAAUCCAAUGUUGACAAAACCACGCCGUCCUGAGACAUCAUUCUUGUGGAUAUUGAAUCCGUGGAAAUCGUUCCGAUACGUUAUAUGGCAUCAUUUUAAGUGGUAUUUCGUCGGAGGAAUUAUUUUAAUACUCAUUGUACUUCUCUUUGCUUUAUUCAUCUAUUCUGCCCCGGGAUAUUCGGUUAAAAAAUUAUUUAAUACCUGAUAACCGUACCCAUCGAUGCGCUGUCAAUGGUUGACGUGUAUUUUAAUGUGGAAAAAGUUCUACAAAGAUUUCAAAGCAUCAUAUUCUACAUGCAGGAGUAAUGGAUCGAACUCGUGUGAAAUUGAAUGCAAAUGACAAAUUCUUAAAUUUUUAUGCCAUAAUACACCCGUAGCAAAUUCCCAUGGCAAUAUAUAUAAUUAUAUAUAAUAAUAACAAAUGUACAUGCAUACGUAUGUGGCAUGAUAGCACGCUCAAAUGAGAGAUCCAGUCUGGUCGGAGCUUGAAGCUUUGAUUGUCGUAAGGUAAACUUACUUUAUUGAAGCCUUGCACAGGUAAACAUGUUCACACA